AAGGAAAACAGUGUGAUCAUCUGAACUCGUGGAGAGAUUGGCUAGAGCAGAAGUUUAACCGAAUUUUCCAAGUAAUGCGUGGCAUCGAAAGCCACAAUUAUUUAUUGUUCUGGAAAGUUCAGUGGAGAUAAGAUCAGUUUGCACGCUUCCCAAUUCAGCAACUCUGCGACAGAACAAACAAAUCUCGCACGUCAUCAUCUUCAAGCUUUUCCCACUCCAUCGUUUAUAAACUCCAAACAGCUUUUGCAAAUUGCCAAAAUCCCAUCGCCCUUUCAAGUUCCAGCCCCCAACCUUCUAAAACAGGAAAUUUGUAAUCGAACCCAGAAAAGGAAAAGAAAAAAACAUGCGGUUUAAUAACUCUCAAGUCAACCAACGCAUUGCAACAAUCUCAGCCCAUCUCAACCCUCCCAAUUAUUCCCAGAUGGAGGGUGGUUCGGGUUUGGGUCGAGCCAACUGCCGGGCCAAAGGUGGGUCAGCCGGGUUCAAGGUGGCAAUUUUGGGAGCAGCGGGGGGAAUAGGGCAGCCGUUAGCGAUGUUGAUGAAGAUGAACCCUUUGGUUUAUGUUCUUCAUCUUUAUGAUGUGGUUAAUACCCCUGGUGUUACCACUGAUAUUAGCCACAUGGACACUGGAGCUGUGGUACGUGGAUUUUUGGGGCAACAGCAAUUGGAGGAGGCUCUUACAGGAAUGGACCUUGUAAUUAUUCCAGCUGGAGUUCCCAGGAAACCUGGAAUGACAAGGGAUGAUCUUUUCAACAUCAAUGCUGGAAUUGUUAAGACUCUUUGCGAAGGAAUAGCAAAGUGCUGUCCCAAAGCUAUUGUCAAUUUGAUUAGUAAUCCUGUUAAUUCAACAGUGCCAAUCGCUGCAGAAGUUUUUAAGAAAGCUGGCACCUUUGAUCCAAAGCGACUUUUGGGAGUCACAAUGCUUGAUGUUGUCAGAGCCAAUACUUUUGUGGCGGAAGUGUUGGGUCUUGAUCCACGGGAGGUUGAUGUUCCUGUUGUUGGGGGGCAUGCAGGGGUUACUAUUUUACCUGUUCUAUCUCAGGUUAAACCUCCAUGUUCUUUCACCCAAAAAGAAAUUGAUUAUCUGACAGAUCGCAUUCAGAAUGGUGGUACGGAGGUUGUUGAGGCAAAGGCUGGUGCUGGGUCUGCAACAUUAUCAAUGGCAUAUGCUGCGGUUAAAUUUGCUGAUGCAUGCCUUCGUGGCUUAAGAGGAGAUGCUGGCGUUGUUGAAUGUUCAUUUGUGGCCUCACAUGUGACUGAAUUACCCUUCUUCGCCUCCAAGGUAAGACUUGGUCGGUUCGGAGUUGAGGAAGUAUACCCUCUUGGCCCACUAAAUGAGUAUGAGAGGGUGGGCUUGGAGAAGGCAAAGAAAGAACUAGCAAGUAGCAUUCACAAGGGCGUUUCCUUUGUCAAGAAAUGAGUAGGUGCUUGAUAUCUUGGUUUACCCUGAGAAUCAAGGAACGCUACAGUUAUACCUAUUUUCUGACAACAAAAGUUUCUAGGAAUAAGGGGUAAAACCCCUGUUUUGUUUUACCAAAACCCUGUGCCAUGGGUUCGUGGAUGUGAGCCAACCUCGCAAUUGUGGUGGGUUAUGGUUAAAAUUCAUGAUGCAUUAAUGGUUUGUAAAUUAGGAAUGUCUGUUUCAUUUUUUAUUCUAUCAAUCAAAAGUUUAUGUUAUGCCGACUCUCCUAUUUACCGGA
This is a messenger RNA of Theobroma umbraticum, 1700 nucleotides long. It is a transcript of the gene PMDH1, whose product is annotated as peroxisomal NAD-malate dehydrogenase 1. The record is from RefSeq and is a predicted model, not a curated record. Gene Ontology annotation, biological process: malate metabolic process; tricarboxylic acid cycle. NCBI's taxonomy places the organism in Eukaryota, Viridiplantae, Streptophyta, Magnoliopsida, Malvales, Malvaceae. Gene Ontology annotation, molecular function: L-malate dehydrogenase (NAD+) activity. Gene Ontology annotation, cellular component: cytoplasm; chloroplast.